Dermacentor silvarum is the source of this 2145-nucleotide messenger RNA. RefSeq names its product hemocyte protein-glutamine gamma-glutamyltransferase. NCBI's taxonomy places the organism in Eukaryota, Metazoa, Arthropoda, Arachnida, Ixodida, Ixodidae. The record is from RefSeq and is a predicted model, not a curated record. The transcript is spliced from 14 exons. Bases 1 to 2145 code for a protein of 714 amino acids. Gene Ontology annotation, biological process: peptide cross-linking. Gene Ontology annotation, molecular function: protein-glutamine gamma-glutamyltransferase activity.
AUGGCUUCACCCGGCGACAUUGAACCGUUUCUUGAAUUCUUGAAAGCCAAAGUGCACGUACCUGACGACCUUGAAACAAUGGCCGCCGUCUUGGACUUUAUGCGCGAAGGUACCGCGUUAAUGGGCCACACCUCGGGACCUCCCGAGAUCGUGGACAUCAACAUGCACGAAAAGCAAAACGCAAAGACCAACAACACGGAAUCGUACAAGGUCAUCUAUGGCGAGUAUCCCUUCGCCGUUCUCCGAAGAGGAAACGUGUUCAAAGUUGGAAUACGCUUCAACCAGUCCUUCGAGCUGGGAAGCGUGCCGCUACGAGCAAUCUUCACGUCAGGAGCUAAUCCUUCGGAAGGCGACGGCACGCUGGUGAUACUCACUGCUCCACACUCGGUCGACAAAGAAGGGAAAGCGCACGAGACGGUCGAUCGUUGGACCAUGUCCGUGAGCUUCCACAACAACGACAUAAUGCUACUCAAAUUUUGCACUCCAGCCAAGGCACCGGUGGGCCGCUGGUCGCUGGCCUUCAGCUUAGGCGGCGGCAGCGCCACCCCUACAAAGACGCCCAUUUUCAUCAUCUGCAAUCCGUGGCUUCCAGAGGACCCCGUGUACCUGAAGGACGACGCACAGAGAAACUUCUACACCAUGAAGGAGACCGGAGCAUAUUACUACGGCACUGAAAAGAACUUCGGUCAGCGGGAGUGGAACUAUGGCCAGUUCGAGAAAGUGACGCUGGCGACAAUCGAGUUCCUGCUCAAGGCAGUGGCCGCGGACGGAGCGCAGCGGUCCGACUGCGUCAGUUUGGUGCGCGCAUUGUGCGCCGCGAUCAAUGUGCAAGACGACCAGGGCCUAUUGACUGGUCGUUGGUCGGACGACUACAGCGCCGGCACCAGUCCAAGCGUUUGGAGUUCCACCAUGCCCAUUCUCAACAAGUACAUGGAAAAUGGGGGAAACAGCGUCAAGUACGGACAGUGCUUCGUGUUCGCGUCCGCCCUGGUCACUGUACUGCGGGCGCUGGGCAUACCGAGCCGCAGUGUCAGCAACUUUCCUUCGGCCCACGUCGAAGGAGACGACAUGUCGUUGGACUUCUACUUCGACGAAAAGAACAAGCCCAUCGAAGGAGCCGACAUGGAGUGGAAUUUCCACGUUUGGACCGAGGCGUGGAUGGCACGUCCAGAUCUGCCGGUGGGGUACGGCGGAUGGCAAGCUGUUGACAGUACGCCCCAAAUUGUCAGCGAAGGGAUGUACAAAGUAGGGCCGUACCCGGUGAAGGCUAUACGAGAGAACAAAACCGACUUGAAGCACGAUGGCAAGUACCUGAGCGCAAGCGUCAAGGCGGUCUACAGGUACCACAAGAAGGAUCCCUCGCACCCCAAGGGAUGGAAGCUCGUCUACGAGAAAAACAACAUGUGCGGCCGACUGCUUCUGACGGAAAAAUUCAACCCGAACGGUGGCCGACUGCAGCCCGACGACAUCACCCACACUUACAAAGGACCAACGGCGCAGCCCCGAGGCGCGACAACGGACGUGAUCCAGGUGCGGCUGGAGCACGAUAAGCAAGUGGCAGCGGGCCAGUCGGGGCGGGUCCUCUGCACUCUCACCAACAACGACCUGCAGGAGCACCGCGUGGGCCUAGCGCUCACCGCCUACUCGGCGCCUUACAGUAACGUCAGACCCAACGCCCUGGUCAGCGCACAGCGGGACUUCUGCCUGCAGCCCGGCGCAUCUGACACACUGGAGCUACUCAUCUCACCCGAAUCCUACGUGUCCAAACUGUGCCCCGAAGGAAUGAUUCUCUUGGAGGCUAUCGCCACCUACGGAGAUGAUUUCACGACUGCUAGAAGUAACUUGGCCAUCCAGAUGCCUCAGCUUGACAUUCAGAUUGCACGCAAGGAAGCUCCCGUGGGCGCCCUGACGUAUAAGCUGACAAUGAGAAACCCACUCAACGUGGCCCUGAGUAGCUGCGAGUUGACUGUAGAGCUCCCGGGGUCUACUGCCUUCUUGGAGAAGAUCACACUCAAAAAUGUACCUCCCCGUGGAACGUUCGAGAAGGAAGGCGUCCUCUUCGUCACGUCUCCUGACACCCGCCGCAUCGUGGCAACCUUUAUGUCCGAGCAGUUGCCUAUCGUGAACGCGGCCAAGGAUUUCUAG